AUGGAAGUCAACCGAAAACAUUUUUGCGCCAUAAUUUAUUACAACUUUCAUGGACAAUUAUCGCAACAAGAAUGCCUUGCUGAGUUACUGUAUGUUUUCGGCAACGAAGCGCCACAUCAGUCGACAAUUUCCCGUUGCUAUGGAGAAUUCAAACGUGGACGGGUGAGUCUUAGCGACGAUCCCAGGGUGGCCAGGAAAACGUCGAUGAUCAUUGAAGAUAGACAUGUGACAUAUCGCGAGAUUGAGGCGUCCUUAAAGAUCUCAAAGACCUCAAUUCAAAAAAAUUUACAUAAAGAAUUAGGAGUAAGAAAAUUAGUUUCUCGUUGGAUACCCCACCUGUUGACUGAAGAGCAGAAAGCAGCCAGGUCGUGGAUUUACUGUUAUGAACCAGAAAAUAAACGACAGUCGGCUGUUUGGGUGUUCCAAGGUGAAGAAAAGGUGCAAAGAACUGUUACUGCGGAUUGGUAUACCACCAUUUGUUUGCCAAAAGUCACGACCGAGCUUCGAAAAAUCAACCCCCAAAGAAGAAUCAUCCUACACCAAGACAAUUCAAGCUCGCACACAGCCCAAGAAACAAGGCAGUAUUUAACGGAAGAAAACGUGAAAUUAUUGGACGAGCCUCCAUAUAGUCCCGAUCUAAGUCCUAACGAUUUCUUUACUUUCCCGAAAAUUAAAAACAGACUGCGUGGUCAAAGGUUCCAGUCACCAGAAGAAGCAGUUGACGCAUUCAAAAAUGCCGUUUUGGAUCUGCCAGCAAACGAGUGGAAUAAGUGCUUCGAAAAUUGGUUCGAGCGCAUUCAGAUGUGUGUUAAUCUUCGUGGAGAAUACUUCGAAAAAUAAUAAAGUCAUUUAAAACUACCUACCGUGUUGCUUUAUUUCCAUAUGCAAAACUUAAAAGACAUCCCUCGUAGCUAUAU
This is a messenger RNA of Acanthoscelides obtectus, 917 nucleotides long. NCBI's taxonomy places the organism in Eukaryota, Metazoa, Arthropoda, Insecta, Coleoptera, Chrysomelidae. The record is from the annotation of a GenBank genome assembly.